This is a messenger RNA of Micromonas pusilla CCMP1545, 2394 nucleotides long. RefSeq lists its product as uncharacterized. The annotation marks the transcript as partial. The record is from RefSeq and is a predicted model, not a curated record. Gene Ontology annotation, molecular function: RNA polymerase II CTD heptapeptide repeat phosphatase activity. The transcript is spliced from 2 exons. Lineage: Eukaryota; Viridiplantae; Chlorophyta; Mamiellophyceae; Mamiellales; Mamiellaceae.
AUGGGGGCGCCUCGCUCCAUGACGACGCUGUCCGUGAAAGGACGGGAGAAACAAUCGCAGUGCGGAAUGCGGGUCGCGUGGGCGCCCCUUGAUCCCGCGGAGACGAACCGCAGAGCAAAGAGUCCUCGCGGCUGCGUAACCUUCGCCGCUUGCGACGGCGAGAGCGCGAAAAAACAGCACGACGAACACGACUCGAAGGACGAGCAGACGCGCACGACGAUUCGUUCCCCUCUCGCGGGAAUACACAUCGUCGAGUUCUGGAAGCCCGGGGAGGAUUUCAACCUCCUCGGGUCGCUGCACCUGCUGUCUGGCGACCGCGGGCCAGUGGCGCGCGUCAUCUCCACCGCGCAAGAGGGUGAGGACGCGAUUUCUGCGGAUGCGUUCCAAAGCCUUCACAAGGAGAUGCGCGAGCAAAACAAGACCGCGGUCGUGGAAGACGAUCGCCUCGGGGAGAUUCACUUGUACGCCGUCAAUCCAGACGCGCCACCGCCGCCGACGCGGCGCGGAGGCGGCGAUGAAGAGAACGUCUGCUCGCGCGGAGGCCCGACUGACCGCGCGACCGACGCCCGUCCCGGGCACGGUGGCUUCCUCGCGUUCGUGACGAAAAAGCACGCGCCGUUCUAUCUUGGAAGGUUGUUGCGAUGUAAACAGCUCGUCGUCGUGUUCGACUUGGACGAGACGCUUCUUGCGUCGUUUACGAUUCGAUCGAUCGAAAAAAGGCUCGGGACGUUGCAACGCGUGAGAGACGCGGCGAUGAAAGCGGGCGACGAGACCCAGGCUGGAAUCGAUGCCGCGAACGCGGUGUACGUCGGCGAGCGAGAUGAUAACGAUGAAGCAGCAAACGUGCGGGUAAUGACGUUUACGAAUCGUAUGAAUCCUAGUCUGAACGCGACCGCCGUCGAAGCGCAGAGGGUGAUUAAAAACAAUGCGAAGGAGCUGAAAAAACGCCGCCAGGAAGACUUCGAUCGCGCGCUUCACGACCGCGAGAUGCUCAUGAUGUUCGCGAGCCAAGACGCGGUCGUGCUUGAUGGAAAGCGAUACCCCGCGAAUCACGAGACGAUCACGACGAGCGACGGAAAAGAGAUCACCCGACCAGUGAUUCGCGUGAAAUCUCCUCACUGCCGCGGCGGACACAUGUUCUUCACGAGGAUCGACCCGAUGAACGUCGAGACGUCGAUGAUCGUGCACGUCCGUCCGGGAUGGACAGACGGCGGCUUGCUCGAUUUCCUCGUCGGCGUGCGCGCCGGCGCCCUCGACGGCGUGGGCGUCGCCGAGCGUCCGCCGCCCGAAGAGGGAUGUCCCCCGCCGCGGACGCCGCGAUGCCACGCGUUCGUAUGCACGAAGGGUGAAAAGACGUACGCGGAGGAGAUGUGGCGGCUGCUCGACCCGUCGGGGGCGCUCAUACCCGCGAAAAAGACGUCACGGAGAAUUGUGAGCGUCCCCACGGACGAGACGAAGACGUUAUCGCGUGCCUUUGGAGGGACACCGAUGCCGAAGGAGCUGACGGUCGUACUCGACGAUCGCACGGGGGUUUGGGAGAACGACGCGCGAGGGAACAUCCUCGCGGUGUGUCCGUUCAUGCCGUACCACACGGACAUCGGACCUGGUUUACGUGGCGAAUUGGCCGGCGCAGGCGGUGUCCUCGGCGCCGCGCAGAGCAUGCUCGAGAAGCUGCGUGGGGACGCCUUCCUUUUGUUCGAUAAAUUUUCUGAGUUUCACGAGAAGAACCCGAAUUUGCCGUUCAGAAGACGAAAAAACGCGCACUUCGCGGAGGAUAACAAGCGCGCGCAGAAGAAGGAUGGCCACGAAAGAACGGAGAGGAGAGUGAAAGCAGGCUUGUCUGCGGGAGCGGCGAGAGGGGAGGCGAACGUCGACGCGGACGAAGACGGUGAAGUCGGGGAGGACGCGAGGACGAAGUCGAAGACGGAGACGGUUGCCAGAACGACGGUUCCCGGGACGACGAACGAACGCGAAUACGGCGACGAUGGCACCGACUCCGACGCAGACAACGGGAUCGCACGACCUGCACUCCCGACGACCCAAUCGCUUCUCGCGCCGCUGAUGAACGAACGCGCGACGGACGCGGCGGCGAUCGUGGCUAUACAAGGCGGCGCAACGCGUUCAGCCGCGGGCGCGGGCUCGAGAGUCGGCGCGUUGAUCUCGUCUCUGAUCCGAGCACCGAAGCCAGUGUUGGUGCCGGUACCUCCACCGCCGGCGGCGAUGCGACCAGGUGCGAACGCCGGUGACGCGGGCGGUGGCGGGAACGGGGCCCAUGUCAGCACCCAAGCGGCGAAGUUUAAGUGGGUAUCUGACUUGUCGACGUCCGUGCCGGCGGCGCCGAGCGCCCCACGCGAAGGUUCAGACGACGCGGAAGUUAUAAAACAGCCGUCUACG